Messenger RNA from Dreissena polymorpha, 3367 nucleotides. Its product is annotated as DNA repair and recombination protein RAD54B-like. The transcript has 27 exons. NCBI's taxonomy places the organism in Eukaryota, Metazoa, Mollusca, Bivalvia, Myida, Dreissenidae. Gene Ontology annotation, molecular function: DNA translocase activity; ATP-dependent chromatin remodeler activity; ATP binding. The record is from RefSeq and is a predicted model, not a curated record. The coding region runs from base 202 to 2973 and encodes 923 amino acids. Gene Ontology annotation, cellular component: nucleus. Gene Ontology annotation, biological process: double-strand break repair via homologous recombination; reciprocal meiotic recombination.
CAUCAAGGGAGGUAACACUGUCUCGUCGUACAUUUUCGCGGAAAAUUUAAGAUGGGGAAGUGUCUAUUUUACAGUUAUUUCUAAUCCCCAUGGAAUGAUGGACCCAUACAAAGCUGUUCUCUAAGAAGACCGAAUGACGGAAGGCUAAACAACACCUUGUCUUCAUCUUUUGAGCCUGAAUACAGGUAUAUUACAGUAAAUAUGCGUCGCUCGUCUGCACCAAGUCAGGCCAAGUCACGACCAGUGUUUGUGUCACCAUUACAGAGAAGUCAGCCAUUGGUUAACACCAACCCUACACCAUCGCCUGAUGCCGAUGAGUCAUGCCCAUCAAUUCUUAAAAGAAUAUUUGCAGGAGCACAGGUAAAGCCAGAUCCGUCUGCUAAGGAGAAUCAGGCAGCGGAGACAAAAGACUCCAGUCUCUCUUGCACAGACAAUAUUGUACAGCCUCUAGUAGCAAAGAGACCUCGCUUUGAACCCCCUGUAGGCCCUGUAAGGGCUGCACUUGCCUCCCCCAUCAACACAUUGCAAGCCAGUUGUAGAACUACGCUAACAGUUAAUGAAGAUUCUUCUGUCAAUAGCACAAAUGGCUACUUCAGUGUGGUCUGGUGCAAACGAUCAAAUAAAAAGCACAAGAAGUGGGAAGGAGAUGCGGUGCUUGUUACCAGUGGCAGAUCUGUGACGCUGUUCGACACCGAUGGAAAGGAAAUUGGCAAAUCCUCAGGCUUUAAAUCUGCAGAGCUGAGCUCCCUCAAGGAAGAUGAAACUCUUCCCAUUGGUGGCAAGGAAAUCCAGGUAAUGUCAGUGCUCACAGAGGAACAGUUCAAGUCAGGGAAGUGUUUUAUUGGCACCUCGAGUAGAAACCCUGACACGGCAGGGACGGUACUGAACACUGUUCCUUUGAGGACCGGAGCUUCUAAACCAUUCAGCAUGCCACAGCAGUUGUCUGCCCAUUCUGGGACCACCACACUCAGGACCCCUGAGCCCGUGGUUGUGAAGCCCAGACAUGACCCCUCCGUGCCUGGGACCCUUGUCAUGCCACGCCCUAGUGCCAGUCACCAGUGGGACUCAAACAAGAAAGGGAAGGCAGUGAUAGAUGUGGUAGUGGACCCAUACCUGUCUGUGCAUCUGCGGCCACACCAGCGUGAGGGGGUCAUCUUCCUGUAUGAGUGUGUCAUGGGAUACAGAAACUUUGCAGGGCACGGAGCUAUACUGGCAGAUGACAUGGGGCUUGGAAAGACACUUCAAUGCAUAUCUCUCAUAUGGACAUUAUUAAAGCAGGGACCCUAUGGAGGCAAGCCUGUAGCCCACAAGGUUCUGAUUGUUACACCAGGGAGUUUAGUAAAGAACUGGCAUGCUGAGUUUAAGAAGUGGCUGGGCUUGGAGAGACUUCAGGUGUUUGCUGUUGGGACUGAUAAAAAGAUUGAGGACUUUGCCAUGUCCUCCCAAUACCCUGUGCUGAUUAUCUCGUAUGAGAUGUUCGUGCGGGUCUUUGACACUAUCCACAAAAUGACCUUUGACCUAAUUGUGUGUGAUGAGGGUCACAGAUUAAAGAACACAAACAUCAAAACCACGUCUUUGAUCUCCAGCCUGCUAUGUAAGCAUCGUGUGGUCCUCACAGGGACACCCAUACAGAAUGACCUGCAAGAGUUCUUCUCCAUCGUGGAGUUCUGUAACCCAGGUGUUCUAGGUUCGAGCAGUGCGUUCAAGCGUGUGUAUGAUGACCCGAUAGUGGCUAGCCGGCAGCCAGGGGCCACCAGGGAGCAGCUGUCGCUAGGGGAACAGAGAGGGGCCGAGCUCUCCAGGAUGACACAGAUGUUUGUGCUGAGACGCACUCAGGAAAUCAACAAUAAAUACUUGCCUCCAAAACAGGAGAUAGUUGUGUUCUGCCGGCCUACUUCUCUCCAGUUAAGCCUGUAUCAGCAGUUGUUACGAUGUCAGCUGAUCCGGUCAUGUCUGGCCGGCAGUCUGACAGGCUCACCCCACCUUGUGUGCAUUGGGGCGCUGAAACAGCUGUGCAACCAUCCCAGCAUCCUCUAUGAGAAGUCUCAUGCUGCACAGUCUGCCAAGGAGGAGAGUGGGGACUAUGAGGCAGAGAGAUGCCUGUAUGAUGGCCUGCUGACCCUGUUCCCUGCCUCGUUCUCUAACGACCUUGACCUUGAGCUGCACUCGGGCAAGCUGGCGGUACUCAGUCACCUCUUGCACAGGCUACAUACCGACCACAGACAGGAGAAGAUUGUACUCGUGUCCAAUCAUACAAAAACACUGGACCUAAUACAGGGCAUGUGUGAUCAGAGAGAGUACCGAUACUUGCGUCUGGAUGGACAGACCCCUACUGCCAGACGCCAGGAGUUGGUGCAGCGGUUUAACAGCAGGCAUUCCAACGAAUCCAUAUUUUUGUUGAGUUCCAAGGCUGGAGGCGUGGGCUUGAAUCUGAUUGGUGCAUCCAGACUUGUUCUCUAUGAUAUAGACUGGAACCCUGCUAAUGACCUCCAGGCCAUGGCCCGGGUAUGGAGAGAUGGACAGAGAAACACAGUGUACAUAUACAGGCUCCUCACCACUGGCAGUAUAGAGGAGAAGAUAUUUCAGCGUCAGAUCAGCAAGCAGGGGCUCAGUGGGUCCGUCAUGGAUGUCAGAGACAAGAGCAAUGUGCACUUCUCUUUGGAGGAUCUCAGGGACUUGUUUUCUAUCAACUUGACUACAGACUGUGACACCCAUGAUUUGCUCAGCUGCAGCUGUCUCACUGGUGACCAGUCUACCCAGCAACCAGUUACCAUGGUUACUGAGCAGCGACCCUGCCAGCUGGGCAUUAGCAACAAAGCAAUGCAGAGACGCCAUAAUGUUGCCAUGGAUGAGCUUCUUCAGUGGAAGCACUUGCCAUCAUCAGUGUUGGUGGAAAAACAGGACUGGUUUCUCUCAGAGGCUGCACAUCACGUGUCUUUUGUGUUCCACAGUGAAGUGCAGGCCGGUAGCUGAUGGCCUUAUCACUUCUAUGAAGAGGAUCUUAUAGAAUGUUUCCUUCUCCAAGAAGACUGCUUUAUUCGAUCAAAUGUAACAAUAUAGUUACCUAUAUCUAUCUAUGCUUCAGUGUUGAUGUAACUGGACUGUACUAUAAAAAAAUGUUGACUUAGCAGAAUGUCUGAAGCUUCUGGUAGCUGAAGCAUGCAAGAUGAUGAAUCUGCCAUGAGAUGACAAAGAGUUUGUGAACAUUGUAGUGAUGGAUUCAAUUAUUAGCAAUUGUACAUACAAGCUGUGGAGAUAAUGCUUCUCAGAAAAUGCACUUUGAUCUUUAAAUAUCUGAUAUGCUUUUAUUUAAUGAAAUUGUUUUUGUUUGAUUCUUGCUACAAAAUGUUCAAAGUUUAAGAAGUUU